Molecule: messenger RNA, 2637 nt
Organism: Funneliformis mosseae
Lineage: Eukaryota; Fungi; Glomeromycota; Glomeromycetes; Glomerales; Glomeraceae
Source: the annotation of a GenBank genome assembly
AUGCCAAUGCCUCAAUUUUCACCAGCUAGGUCAUCAAACUCGAAUUCAGCAUUAGAUAUAUCAAAUCAUGGGUUCAACGGUCUUCCUCGUUCACCUGUUUAUAUAGUAUCAGAAAAUAUGAUUGGUAGUGUAUCUUUAGAUAAUUCCUCAGAUUCAAUGAUUCCAAUGAAUCCAUCCGUUGCUGAAAGAGUAAAAAGUUUACAAAAUAGAGGUUUAAACGUUGAUAGGGUGCAUUCAAAUAUCAAUAAGUCGCUUGCUAAAGAUACUUCAUCUACGUUGAAUGGUAAUACUUCGACUUCUCCAAAAUUAUCAAUGCCAACUCCGAUUCCAACUCCUCCUACUUCGGUUCAUAAUGAUAAUUCAGUGCAUAAUAAAAUAUCAUCUUCAUCUACUACCUUGUCAACUGGAUUGAAUGCUCAACAAUCCAAUGUCGAUCCUUUCCUUGAUUUAAAGGUUUCGGAUUCAAUAAAUGCUGGGGAUCUGUUAUCAUUUUUUAAGAAAACUGAUCACUCACCAACAAUAUUAAUACUGGAUGUUAGAAAUAGAGAAGAAUUUGAUGCAGGACAUAUUAAAAUUGAUAAUAUAGUUUGCUUAGAACCACUCAUUCUAGCGGAAGGAAUUUCUAGCAUAGACUUGGAAAAUAACCGUUUAAUACUUUCUCCAGUAAAAGAACAAGCUUUAUUCAAGGAUCGUGAUAAAUUUGAUUUAAUUGUGCUUCACGACAAAGAUUCGACUUAUUAUCCAUCAACAGGAAAAUUUAAUUCACCUUCAGCAAUUGGACGUGGUAAUAUUUUGUCACGUUUAAAGUCGGCGAUUUAUGAAAAUGAUUAUCAAAAAAAAUUACGAAGAAUGCCUGUUUUGUUAAAUGGAGGUUUUGAAGCUUGGAAACGUUUGGCUGGAGAUAAUUGGAUUGAAAAAUCUAAUACUAUUAUUCAAAGUAAUGGAAUCGCCAAUACUGAUAUUGGUGCUGAACCGAUAAAUGUACCAUAUAAAAACGACAAAUCAAAUAGAAACGGUUUUGUAAUUUCAAAUGAUAAUUCUUGGGUUGAAAAUAUCAAUACAAGGCCUGUACACUCUCCUAUUAAAACAAAUGAUAUUGUUAGCAAAAUACAAAAUAAUGAACCUAUUAGCUCUGGUAGAGCUCCGUAUAUAACAAAUAUAUUCGAGCUAUUUCAAAAUCCUUCUAUUCAGUCGAUGACUAAAAGUAACUACGUGGAACAUUCAUCAGAUAAUUCUACUAUACACUUCCAAUUGACGCAUAUCUCGAAUAAACUUAGUUCAGAAUUGUCAACUUCUCCAGAAUUAUCAUCGAUUUCUAACGAGACAAAAGUUAAUCCUGAAAGCAUUAAUACUUCAAAUUCAUCUCAAUCUGUCGCCAACCUCCACCAAUCCCGUCUCCAAAAAAAACCUUUGCCUCAACCUCCUGAAACAUCCUCGAAUCGACAAAAUACAUCAAUUCCUUCACUUAAUAAUAAUGAUUCUACACCGAGUCAGCAUACUCCUAGCUUAGGACAAAUGAGUAUGCAACAAAGACCGUCCUCAAGUGCUGGUCAUCAUCAACGAUUACCAACUUCUGAUAGUAGCUUUUCUCAAUUAGGAUCAGGAAUUGGGUCAACUGGGUUAAAAAAUCUCGGGAAUACUUGUUUUAUGAAUUCUGUUAUUCAAUGUUUAAGUGGUACGGUUCCAUUUGCUAGGUACUUUUUGGAUGUGUUAUGGAGUGAGAACUUUACAUUUGUUUCUCCUGUUACAUUCAAAACAGCUAUUGGCCGAUUUUCAUCACAAUUUUCUGGUACAGAACAACAUGAUUCUCAAGAAUUUCUUGCAUUUUUAUUGGAUGGUUUACAUGAAGAUUUGAAUAUUAUUGUGAAAAAACCAAUAAUUCCUGAUCUGACCCCUGAAGAAGAGCAACAAAUGGAACAAAUGGAACUCAUUUCUCCGCAGAUUGUAUCAGAAAUAGAAUGGGAAAAGUAUUUGAGACGUAAUUCUUCGGUGGUGGUUAGUCUGUUUCAAGGACAAUUUCGUAAUACUUUAAGAUGCUUAACUUGUAAUAAGACAUCUACAACUUAUAAUGCAUUUAUGUAUCUUUCAUUACCAAUUCCUCAAAAUUAUAAUGGAGAGAGAAUAACUUUACAUCAAUGUCUUAAUGCUUUUAUUAAAGAAGAAAUACUAGAUGGAGAUGAUGCUUGGAAUUGUUCUAAAUGUCGAGUUCCUCGACGGGCAAUAAAACAACUUAGUAUUUCAAGAUUACCAGAUGUUUUGUUGAUACAUUUAAAAAGAUUUUCAUUUAGUGGACCGUUUAGAGAUAAAUUGGAAACUAUGGUUUCUUUUCCUAUAAGAGAUUUAGAUUUAACAUUAUAUGUACCAACUCCUAUUGAAAAGCCAACGUCAAUUGGAUGUAACAUUCAACAUGAACUACCGGGCACAGGAGCUGGAAAUCAUCAUUCUCUACAACAAUCUGGACCUUUUAAAUAUGAUUUAUUUGCUGUUUCAAAUCAUUAUGGAGGGUUAAAUGGUGGACAUUACACUGCUUGUGUAAGAAAUGGAUAUAGACAUGAAUGGCAUAACUUUGAUGAUAGUAGGGUAUCAAUAUGUGACGAAAGUAGUGUUAUGACACAUUCUUAUUUAUCUAAUAUAUAA